AUGAGCUCUCCAUCCCCGAAUUACGUCGAUGAGCACCACGGCUUCGGUACCACGGUAAUUCAUGAGGGUCAAGAGCCAGAUGCGUAUACUGGUGCUGUUGCUGUUCCCAUCACGCUAGCCAGCACAUUUGCACAGGCAUCUCCAGGCGUCGUAGCUGGUCGCAAACAAGACAACUCUUUUGGAAAAGGUUGGGAGUAUUCGCGCACGGGGAAUCCAACGCGUGGUGCUCUGGAGCGUGCAUUGGCUGCUUGUGAAAAAGGUCGUUAUGCUGUGUGCUAUUCAUCUGGUAUGGCUGCCACGACCGCCGUGAUGCACCUUUUAAAGCACGGUGAUCAUGUGCUAUGCAUUGAUGACGUCUAUGGUGACAUGGGUGAUUUGAAUGAGGUAGAGAAACUCGUACGUGUUGGCAAGACGAAACUUAUUUGGAUUGAGACCCCGACGAACCCGACGCUCAAAAUCACGGACAUCCAGGCUGUGGCCAAGUUCGCGAAGAGUCACAAUCUGCUUCUAGUUGUGGACAAUACGUUCAUGUCACCUUACUUUCAAAAUCCAUUGACUUUGGGUGCUGAUAUUGUCAUGCACAGUAUCACUAAGUACAUUAAUGGACACAGUGAUGUCGUUGGAGGUGUGGUCAUUACCAAUUCUGAAGACAUCAACACAAAAUUACGUUUUAUUCAAAAUGGUAUUGGUGCUGUUCCAUCACCCUUCGACUGCUAUAUGGCACUUCGCGGUCUUAAGACACUGCACUUGCGUAUGGCCACACAUGCUAAGAACGCUCAAGCUGUUGCCGAGUACCUAGAGAAACAUCCUGCCGUCGAAAAGGUUUGUUAUCCGGGCCUUAAAUCCCACCCACAGCACGAGAUUGCCAAGAAGCAGGCGUCAGGGUUCAGUGGUAUGGUGACAUUCUAUAUACGUGGUGGCAUUGAAAAAGCUCGUUCAUUUCUGGAGAACCUUCAAGUGUUUACGUUGGCCGAGAGUUUGGGUGCUGUUGAGUCGCUGGCCGAGUCUCCUGCUAUCAUGACUCACGCAUCAGUUCCGGAGGAGGUGCGUAAGGAGAUCGGCAUCUCCGACAGCCUCAUUCGUCUUUCUGUCGGAAUCGAGGGCCUUCCCGAUAUUAUUGCUGAUUUAGAUCGUGCCCUCAGCUGCUAG
Messenger RNA from Plasmopara halstedii, 1149 nucleotides. Its product is annotated as cystathionine gamma-lyase. Bases 1 to 1149 code for a protein of 382 amino acids. The transcript has 2 exons. The record is from RefSeq and is a predicted model, not a curated record. Gene Ontology annotation, cellular component: cytoplasm. Gene Ontology annotation, biological process: transsulfuration. Lineage: Eukaryota; Oomycota; Peronosporomycetes; Peronosporales; Peronosporaceae. Gene Ontology annotation, molecular function: pyridoxal phosphate binding; cystathionine gamma-lyase activity.